Messenger RNA from Vespula vulgaris, 1180 nucleotides. RefSeq names its product general transcription factor IIE subunit 2 (gene TfIIEbeta). The record is from RefSeq and is a predicted model, not a curated record. Gene Ontology annotation, biological process: transcription initiation at RNA polymerase II promoter. NCBI's taxonomy places the organism in Eukaryota, Metazoa, Arthropoda, Insecta, Hymenoptera, Vespidae. The transcript is spliced from 4 exons. Gene Ontology annotation, cellular component: transcription factor TFIIE complex. The coding region runs from base 131 to 988 and encodes 285 amino acids.
CCGACGGACGAACCAAGCUGCACGAUACGUUUCGUGUCUCGGGUGAGAGCUAUGCCGUCGACUUUGUAGUCCGAAAUAAAGGAAUCGUUUCGAGCAUCGAAUAUUCUUCUCGACGAUAGUUCUCGAUAAAAUGGAUCCAGCGUUGUUGAGGGAGCGAGAGCUCUUUAAGAAAAGAGCCCUUACUACGCCAACCGUCGAGAAGAAAAAGAAGGAACAGGAGAAAGAUACCAGUCGGGAUGAUCAGUACAAAAAGAAAACAAAAUCUUCCGUCGUUUCCACCGGACCAAAGUUGGAUAUGGUCAACUACAAAACUAUGAUCGGCAGUACCCAAUACAAAUUUGGUGUUUUGGCAAAAAUAGUGAAACAUAUGAGAGCUAGGCAUCAAGACGGGGACGAUCAUCCGUUAACCUUGGAAGAAAUCUUGGACGAAACCAAUCAACUGGACAUAGGAUCUAAAGUAAAGACGUGGCUUCAGACGGAGGCGUUGCUAAAGAAUCCUAAAAUAGACGUUACGCCGGAUGGUAGGUUUGCCUUUAAAGCUAUGUAUAAAAUCAAGGACAAGAAAUCGCUAUUGAGACUUUUAAAGCAACAAGAUCUAAAGGGACUAGGAGGGAUUUUAUUAGAAGAUAUACAAGAAAGUUUACCCCAUUGCGACAAGCAUUUAAAGAGCUUACAAAACGAAAUAUUACUUAUAACGCGGCCUCUUGACAAAAAAAAAAUUGUCUUUUACAACGAUAAAACGGCCCAUUUUCCUAUCGACGAGGAAUUUCAAAAAUUAUGGAGAGCCGUGGCGGUAGAUGCAAUGGACGACCAGAAAAUAGACGAGUAUCUGGAAAAACAAGGAAUCAGAUCGAUGCAAGAUCAUGGCCCAAAGAAGUUGGCACCCGUUAAAAGAAAGAAGCCCAAUACUAAGAGGAAACAAUUUAAAAAGCCAAGAGACAACGAACAUUUAGCGGACGUUUUAGAGACUUACGACGACGCUAAAUAAAUAAUUCGUAUUAUCUGUAAAUAUUAUAUAUACGAUUUUGAGCGAAGGGUGUGUGUGCGCGUGUGCGUGUGCGUGUGCGUUGAGUGUUUACGCGCGCAAGUGACGUAUGAAAAGUAUGAUUGGAGUCUUAAAUCUAACUGGAUACAGAGUUACAUAUCGCUUCGAUACUAUAAUAAAUAAGUAAAAUAUUUA